AUGGCCGACGCCCAUUCAGAAUCGACCAAACCCACGCUCUCGCUCGACGAUCUCCGCGAACGGAUCGAUCAGCUCGACUCGAAGCUCGUCGAACUCCUCAACGACCGCGCCAAACUCGUCGUCGAGGUCGGCAAAUACAAACGCGGCACCGGCGUCCCCAUCUACGCGCCCCACCGGGAGCAGGCCGUCCUCCAGAAGGUCCUGGACGCCUCCCGCGGCCCCCUGCCCGCGAGCGCCAUCGAGGCCAUCUGGCGCGAGCUCAUGUCCGGCUCCUUCGCCCUCGAGCUCCCCCUCCGCAUCGGCUAUCUCGGCCCCGCCGGCAGCUUCUCCCACCAGGCCGCCUCCAAGCAGUUCGGAUCCUCCGUCUCCUUCGAGGACCUCCGCGACAUCCGCGCCGUCUUCAACGAGGUCGCCCGCGGCCACUGCAACUACGGCCUCGUCCCCAUCGAGAACUCCAUCGGCGGCGGCAUCGUCGAGACGCUCGACGCUUUCCUCGACGUCGGACGCGAGAUCGAGAUCUACGCCGAGGUCCAGAUCGCCAUCCACCACAACCUCCUCGCCAACUGCGAGCCGAAGGACGUGAAACGCAUCCAUUCCAAGCCCGAGGUUUUCGCGCAGUGCCGACACUGGCUCGGCGCGCAGUACCCCGGCGCCGAGCUCAUCGCCGCCGCGAGCAGCGCCCGCGCCGUCCAGACCGCCAAGGCCGAGGAGAUGCUCGAGCCCGGACGCGGCAGCGCCGCGAUCGGCUCCCACCUCGCCGGCCAGCUCUACGGGGUCAACCUCCUCUUCGAGACCAUCGAGGACGACCCCAACAACAUCACGCGCUUCUUCGUCAUCUCGAAAGAAGCCGCCCAGCCCUCCGGCGACGACAAGACCUCGAUGAUGUUCACCACCCAGGACAAACCCGGCGCGCUGGUCGAGGUCCUCCAGGUCUACGAGCGCGCCGGCAUCAACCUCACCCACAUCGACAAACGCCCGAGCGGGCGCGAGAACUGGACCUACACCUUCUUCGUCGACGCCGUCGGCCACCGCGAAGAGAAGAAGAUCAUCGACGCCAUCACCGAGAUCAAGACCCACUGCAAGGACGUCACCGUCCUGGGCAGCUACCCGAGGUCGAAGCGGAUCCUGUGA
Symbiodinium necroappetens is the source of this 1131-nucleotide messenger RNA. The record is from the annotation of a GenBank genome assembly. Lineage: Eukaryota; Dinophyceae; Suessiales; Symbiodiniaceae.